CUGAAUGUUUUGUUUCGUUUCGCUCAUAUAGCUUUCUCACAGAGGGACAGUAGUUCAACUAUUCUCUUAAAAUGUUUGCCUCCGCGUGCAUUCUCUCAUUACUGAUAGCACUGCAGCUUUCUUCUUCUUUGGCUGUAGUGGAGUGAAUCAGCUGGUGUUGGCAACGCGUAAGGGAAACGUCAUUUUGGCUUUAAAUUGCUGUGGCUUGAAUGGCCUUAUGCAUGUGUAGCCUAUAGGAAGCUGCAGCAGUCCUGUCUUCUCUGUCUGUUGGGUUCUAAACGUCAGCGCCUCCGCGAAGAGACCAGAUACCAAGAUAUGGCUGGACAGCAAUGAACUUACACCCAUGGGAAGUAAAGGCAAAAUGGUGUCGUUGAUGGUAACGACACUGGAUGUACACACAUUACGCGCGGAGUAUGAAGGAAUCUCCCAUGUGUGGAACUUUUCAGUUGUUUUCAAUUCCAUCAAUGUGAGCAGUGCGCACAGAACUGCGUAUCUCCCCCCCAGCGGAAGUGGGGGCAGGUAUUUCAACUCUUAUGGAAGAAUGCCACGGGACUCCACUCUUGCCCAUGCACUUAAUGAGCUGGAAAACCAUUGCUUGACCUGGGAAGCUCUCAAGGCAUUCCAGCCAAAUGAAGUGUUUCCCUGUGAAAACGACACUCAUUAUCUCUACCAAAAGGAGGACUUUAUCAUUGCACUUGGCCACACCCACCGCUUUCCACUGAGGGCGGAGUCGCGGGGUGCCUCCACGCUAUUGGUCUCCUGGCGAGGGAGCCCCCAUGUCCCCCCCGACCCCCUGCACAGAGUGGUGCUGUACCGGCCGGACCUGGACGGCCUGGCGGUCCUGUGCAACGAGACCACGCGCAGGGGGCACUACCGAUUCGCUGGCCUGGACGGCUGCCGGAGCUACGUGGCGUGUGUGGAGAUGGCGCUCGGCCCCGCGGUCCUGUGCCUCACCGCGCUGACCGGUAAGAGUGCGUCUGCCCCCCCACGGUCCUGUGCCUCACCGCGCUCACCGGUAAGAGUGCGUCUGCCCCCCCCACCCCCCCACAGUCCUGUGCCUCACCGCGCUGACCGGUAAGAGUGCGUCUGCCCC
Molecule: messenger RNA, 1093 nt
Organism: Anguilla rostrata (American eel)
Lineage: Eukaryota; Metazoa; Chordata; Actinopteri; Anguilliformes; Anguillidae
Exons: 9
Coding region: 344-1078 (244 amino acids)
Source: RefSeq, a predicted model, not a curated record